Boeremia exigua is the source of this 1281-nucleotide messenger RNA. RefSeq lists its product as uncharacterized. Lineage: Eukaryota; Fungi; Ascomycota; Dothideomycetes; Pleosporales; Didymellaceae. The coding region runs from base 1 to 1281 and encodes 426 amino acids. The transcript has a single exon. The record is from RefSeq and is a predicted model, not a curated record.
AUGCCGAGCGCCAUCGUCAGUCUUCCACGCAUCGCAGCGCCACCUCAAUGGCUUGAUCUUGAGGAAUACGUUGGUUACUAUAUCGGCGGAGGUACCGCACUCAUCAUCUCCCUGGAAGAUGAAGUCCUUCAUUUGAGCUUCUGGAACGGGCAGGAUGCGAACUACACCAUCAAGCCCCUCCGAUGCCGGUUCCAGUUCCGAAGUUGGGCCACACACUUAUUUCCGAUAGCCAGGAUCAUGUCAAAUGGCCAGCCGUCCGAUGAAUUCAACACGAAGGUACAUUUGAUAAGCUUCAACGUGUCGGACUCGAGGUCCCAGAAGAUAACCUCGUUUGUGUGGCAGAUGCCUGACACGACUUGCCCCCGGCGCUUUGUCAAGACGAGGCAGUCACCGCUGCUCAAGCUGCCACAAGAGAUCGUCGACCAUAUCAUGAAGUUCGUACUCACCACGAGUACCCAUUUGAAAGGCGUCAUCCAUCUACACGAGGAAAAGAACCAUUUCGUGGUUGCAGAAACCAAAUCCAUGCCUGCUGGAGGAGAACAGAAGCGUUGGAAAGGAAACCGAGAAGACCUUCCGCCGCUGUUUAAUCAAGUCCAGUUUACGUGUCGUUCGCUCUUGAAGAGUACACGAGGGCUUGAGCUGCAGUACAACGUGCUCAAGUGCAAUGGAUGGACGUUCGAUUCGAUUCGCAGGGCAGAGGAUAGACCAGAGCUACACCACCUACUCUAUAACGCGCGUCAAGUUACACUGUCGGGGGACUUCACCCUAGGUCGUCACCCCGAUGAGAACGUAUUGCACGGCCUCAUUCAAUUUGGGAAGACCCACCCACUCACUAAUAUCCGGGUUGAGGUGAACGCAAUGCACUUGAACGGAAUCCGCUCUCUUAAAGGGUUCGUAGCGUUUGCUUUGUUCAUCCGCGAAGCCAUCCGGGGGAUUCCGCGACCUAGGUGGGCACAAGUUCGUCAGCAAAAGAUUGCCUAUUGGCUUCGCGGCAAGGCGCCGGGGACUCUGAACAUCCCAAAUGUUGUGUUCUGUCCACGUCGCCCAGUCGAUAUCAGAGAUGAUCAGGAUUUCAACCAGCAGCAGACCUACGAGCUGGUGAGGAAUAAAGGAAGGAAUGCUGAGGUCCUUCGCAGCCACUUCAGAGAAGAAGGUGCCUUGGUGCAGUUAUUGGGCUCAGACGCGCCAAAAGAUAAGACCGAACUGGCAAUUCUCAACGCGAAGACAGGCGCCGAUGCCUGCUUUGAGUUACUCAAGCACUGGUACACCAAGGGCAUCUAG